Alligator sinensis (Chinese alligator) is the source of this 9148-nucleotide messenger RNA. It is a transcript of the gene SSH1, whose product is annotated as slingshot protein phosphatase 1. Gene Ontology annotation, cellular component: cytoplasm. The coding region runs from base 976 to 4083 and encodes 1035 amino acids. The transcript is spliced from 14 exons. The record is from RefSeq and is a predicted model, not a curated record. Gene Ontology annotation, biological process: negative regulation of actin filament polymerization; protein dephosphorylation; actin cytoskeleton organization. Gene Ontology annotation, molecular function: protein tyrosine/serine/threonine phosphatase activity; actin binding. Lineage: Eukaryota; Metazoa; Chordata; Crocodylia; Alligatoridae.
CUCUCACUGAUGUCCAUUGGGUGCCUAGGGUGUCAGAAAUGAGGGCCGUGGUGGCAGAUUGCCAGCACGUGUGAGGGUGCUCAUGUUUCCAUGAUGGGAUCUCUCUUGUGAGCAGGGCAGGGCAAUGCAAGGCUGGUCCCCUGAGGGUGCUCCCAGUCUUGCUGCUCUGGGGAAUUCAACCAGGUCUUUGCAUGGCCCUAAGGAUGCCUGUGGCCUGUGGCACUUGGGUUGCCCUUGGCCCUGCUGGGCUGUCCGAUUGCUUUGUGAAGGAGAUUCUAUUUCAUUUCCAUUUCUGCGACCUGUGAGGCUUUCUCAAGGCCCGAGGCACUGUUGUGGGCUGCAUGGAGCAUGCCGAGGCUGUGGUAGGCUUGUUAGAAGUGGGAUAAGUGGAGGCAUCGCCUGCUGGGGGUUACUGGGUCCUGGUGCCUGUUUCUCAGCCUGCGAACAAGGAGCUAUUCCAGCCGGUUUCCGCAGGCCCUGUCGUGUGGCUCAGAACCCCUUCCAAGGCCCCUCUCUCUCGGGCAGGAAGUGUACACCAAUGUGUCUCAUACCGAGCCAAAGCAAGCAGACCGGGCCCGUGAGUUUUGUCCCCUUGGCUGGAGAAGCAGGAAGUGCUGUGUUGCAGCAGCUUUGUCUUCCCAGGGUUUCCUUCCUCGAACCUUCCCUUUCACUCCAUGUAACGCUUUGCUGGUUCACGAGUGCGGCAAGAUGGCCCUGUGACUUGCCUGGCUGCCACGCUUGCCUUGCCCUGGGGGUUUGUGCCCAGGCCCAUGGGGGUGUGGAGGAGCCCUGGCUGUAAGUCACAUCCAUGGAGCGUGGCAGGGGAAGCUAGCGAAAGGGCUCACUUGUCAGCCAUUUCCUCAGGGCCAGGAGUGGCGGUGGCUUUUGUGAGUGGGCAACAGGACUGAACAGAAAACGGAGAGAGCACCAUUCUCCUAAGGCCAGUGGGACAGCAGCCUAAGCGAGAGCUUUUUCAUGGUGAAAGGAGCGGCGCUUUUCUUACAACAAGGGAACAGCUCACAAGGCCAGCGGAGUCUGCAGCACCUUCACAAGCAUGCAGGUGACUUGCCCCAGCACCUCCAGGUGAUGAUCAACCUUCUUCGCUGUGAGGACAGAAUCAAACUGGCCGUGCGCUUGGAAAGCGUGUGGACAGACCGUGUCAGGUACAUGGUGGUCGUGUACAGCAGCGGGCGACAAGACACAGAGGAAAACAUUUUACUGGGCGUGGACUUCUCCAGCAAGGAGAGUAAAAGCUGCACCAUUGGGAUGGUCCUGCGGCUGUGGAGUGAUACCAAGAUCCAUCUUGAUGGAGAUGGCGGAUUUAGCGUGAGCACUGCCGGGAGGAUGCACAUCUUCAAACCAGUUUCCGUGCAGGCCAUGUGGUCUGCGCUGCAGAUCCUCCACAAAGCCUGCGAGGUGGCCCGGAGGUACAACUACUUCCCAGGCGGUAUGGCCCUGGUCUGGGCCACGUACUACGAGAGCUGCAUUGGCUCCGACCAGAGCUGCAUCAAUGAGUGGAACGCGAUGCAGGACCUGGAGUCAACGCGCCCCGAUUCCCCGGCGCUGUUUGUCGACAUGCCAACUGAGAGGGAGAGGACAGAGCGGCUCAUUAAAGCCAAACUCCGAAGUAUCAUGAUGAGCAAAGACCUGGAAAAUGUGACCUCCAAGGAAAUCCGGAACGAGCUGGAGAAGCACAUGAAUUGCAACUUGAAGGAAUUCAAGGAGUUUAUAGAUAACGAAAUGCUGCUCAUCCUGGGGCAGAUGGACAAGCCCUCUCUGAUUUUCGACCAUCUGUACCUGGGAUCAGAAUGGAACGCCUCCAACCUAGAAGAGCUGCAGGGCUCAGGCAUUGACUACAUUUUAAACGUGACGCGGGAAAUCGAUAACUUCUUCCCUGGGCUGUUUGCCUAUCACAAUAUCAGAGUGUACGAUGAGGAGACGACUGAUCUCCUUGCCCACUGGAAUGAGGCGUAUCAUUUUAUCAACAAGGCCAAGAAAAAUCGCUCUAAGUGUCUGGUGCACUGCAAAAUGGGUGUGAGUCGGUCUGCUUCUACAGUCAUAGCUUAUGCAAUGAAGGAAUUUGGCUGGUCCUUGGAAAAAGCCUACAGUUAUGUCAAGCAAAAACGCAGCAUUGCAAGACCAAAUGCGGGUUUCAUGAGACAGCUGUCAGAGUACGAAGGCAUUUUAGAUGCAAGCAAACAACGCCACAACAAGCUGUGGAAGCAGCAGGCAGAGAGCAACUUGCCACCGAGCACGGACGGCUCCCCAGGGUCCAGUGCCUUCCUCCUUGAAAGCCUGGACAUCGAUCUGGAAAACCGGCUGGUUGACCUGGACGCGCCUCUGUCGUCCACCUACUUGGACAACCGAGGCAGCAUAGAGGCUGGGGAGCUCAGCUACUGCUUCCGGCGCCUCUCUGACACGCUGCUGGAGAACAAGCAGCCUGGUGACAGGGCGGGGCUUUUCCAGGUGGAGGACCUGGAGCGGGAUGCCAUUUCGGAGCAGGUGAAGUCACCCGCAGGCCAGCCUCCUCCUCCAGCACUUCCUGCGGAUCCCAUGAAGGCCAAGGAGAGCAUGGAACCGUUGGCUGAGCUGAGCGGGUUCUGUGAGAAGGAAGUGAAGAAGAAACUGGAGCUGGGCAUCCAGAAGGCUUGGAACGCUCCCGGGCAAGUGGACGGCGGGGAAGGGAGCCCCCGGGAGGAAAACCCCACAGAGAGGUGGAAGAGGCGCUUGUCUGUGCACAGGGAAGAAAGCCGGCUCAACAGAGAGAACUUAAAUAACAACAACAGCAAGCGGAGCUGCCCGGAGGAUUUUGAGCACGAUGCCAUAUUCGGGAUCCUCAGCAAGGUCAAGCCUUCCUACCAGUCUUGUGCUGACUGCAUGUAUUCUGCAGCCCGCGCCUCCCCAGACACCUUCGGGGAGCAGUGCGAGAAGCUGAACCUGGCCGCGGCUCACCGCACCUCUACCAUCUGCACCCAGCCAGUGCUUCUCUCCCACCUGACUGCUCACCUGCCAGACCAAAUGCCAAGCAGGCUGCGGCCUGGGGAAGCAAUCAGAGCUAAACUCGAUAUCGUGCCUCCUUUGGUCGAGGGGAUGAGUGUCACGGACAUCAGUCCUUGCAAAUCUGUGGCCGGGCAGCCCAGCGGGAUUCCAAAAGAGGCCACCAAAACACCUGUCAAAGCCCUGGUUGCCAGAAGGAACUCGCUGGGCGAGAAGAGCCCUCUGAACCCUGAUGCCUUGAAGGAAGAGGCCCCAUCCAGGAAGGAUGUCAAACCAACCAAGGACCUGAAGUAUUUGCUGUUCAGCAAAGAACUGGAGAAGCCCACUGCGAACAGUUACCUGAUGCAGCAUCAGGAGUCCCUGAUCCAGCUCCAGAAGGCAGGCUUGGUUAGGAAGCAUACCAAAGAGCUGGAGCGGCUGCAGGGAGCACCACUGGAAACCUCAGCCCUGGUACGAGAGAGCCCCUUGAGCAGACCUGACGUGGGUCCGCUGGAAGAAAACCAAGACUCGGCUGCCCGCCAAGGCCCAGUGCCUCUGCUUAGGCCAGCGUCUUUGCUGUGCGAAGGCGCAGAGAACAACGUGCAGAAGUUAGAGGCCAAAUGUUCCUUUGAGGGAACGCCGCAGAAAACCUCGACCCCUCUUGUGUGCCGACUGGAGCACAUGAGCAGUUACACCAGGGACUUCCUGAAGACCAUCUGCUACACGCCCUCCUCUUCCCGGAGCUCCAACUUGACCCGCAGCUCCAGCAGCGACAGUAUCCACAGCGUGCGUGGGAAACCUGGCCUGGUGAAACAGCGAGCUCAGGAAAUCGAAACCAGGCUCCGGCUUGCUGGCUUGACUGUUUCCUCCCCCCUGAAAAGGUCCAAUUCUCUCGCCAAGCUGGGCUGUCUGAACUUAUCCUCUGAGGACUUAUCGAGCGACAUGGAUGUGUCCACGCUGACGGACUCCAAGGAGGCCAUUUCGAGCGAGUCUUCCGUGCUCUGCGACUCGCAGGCCACUCUGAGAUGCGUGGCCGUAGGCUCCAAACUCAAAGCAAAGUCAACUAUGGACAACUUGAAGAGCACGCUUUGGAUGGGCAAAAGUUGACACAUUCUGUCCUCUUUGUCUGUCUGUCUGUUUUAAAUCGACAUUUACGGCCUGCACCCAAUGCAAUUUUAUCAUCGGUAACAGUCAUGCAUUUGACAACCUCUUUCUCCUCGCAGGUGGGGGGAAAGGGGACGCUGAUUGAUUGGAAUGAACAGCACGAGGAAGAAACCAUAACGCAUGGCUUGGAAGAAGACUUUGUGUGUGUGGAUUGCCUACUGCUCCUCUGACCCACACUUCCCAGGACUGUUUGCCAAGUAUAAUAAUGUUGCAUUUAUAUAUGUGUAUAUAAAAUGCUGAAAAUUUCUGUUUGAAAGUCUCAACAAAAGAACUGAUCACAGCAUUUUAUUUUAUUUUUGUGUGCACAAAGCAAACAUAGCACAAGUCUUUCGUUCCAACAGCACUUGUGGAGAACUCCAUAGAUGGUGACAUAAACACUACCUCUGUUCUGGUUGAUAUCUGGUCUCGGUUUAUUAUUUUUAGAAGCCUUUUCUUUUUCUUUGCAGGAUAUUUAACAUUUUUUUGAAAGGCAUUUGUGUGUGACAUGUACUGUAAAGACCCAAAUGAGUGUGGAGGGUGUAGGCUUCACUGCACUGAGUUCCUCCUCAUUAGGAAGUCAUGCAAAGGAGCGUAAAGCUGUGUUCAUGUUGACCAAGUGAUCUGCUGACCAGUCGGUCCCUGUGAGUUGUCCUAGUCCCGUAUUCAUAAUGGAGUGACAUCUAGGCUUGCGUGUUUUUGAACUUCAAAUGGAGAAGGUGUCUUGUUCUUCAGGUAUUAUUGCUGUUGUCGUGGUUUAUGACUGUCCCAGUAAUAAGAAUGAGCCUGGCCAGUAGGUGACCGUGACCCAUUGUGAGAUGUAUGUGAUGCUGGAGUCGGUGUUGUACUUGUGCUUUGGAGAACCUACUGCACUGAGCUGCUGCUGGCACGAGUUGCAGAUUAGAUGAUUACUGACUUGCGUCCUGCUGUGACAGGCGGUAGCCAGGCUUACUGGUGUUCAAUGCAUUUGACACAUAAGGAGGUAUUAGGCAAAUUUUGUUUAUUAUAUAUAUAUAUAUAAUAUUAUAUUUUUUGGUAGAACAGUUCCUGCAUCCUGGAGUUUGCAGCAGUACUGCAAAGCAGCAGCAGCAGGGCUAGCUCAGGAAAGUGCAUGGUUGUCACCGAACUCGGAGGCCGUUUACAAACCUUUCUAGGGAAAAUCCAAGGGGGCUAUUUAUUGUGAUGGUGGUGGGGCUGCGUGGAAGGGAGCGUGCCCUCGCUCCUGUUCUGUGUCAGUAGUGAACAACAUAGGGGCUGGCUAAGCUGAGCAGCCUCCUCCCAAUCGCUCUGAAAAUCUUCAGUUCUGCUCUCAGAUGCUGCUCCCUUGGGCUAUGCUGGUCUCAUGUUGUCCUUCCAACGGCAGAGGUUGGGGCAAAGGCCAGGACGGGGAGUUUUGCUAACCUCACCUCAGUGGACUAUUGCAAUAACUCAGAGAGGAUAAGCCAAAAGCUAGAACAGUGUCCCAAGCCUUUAACAAGCAUUCAUUCUUCCACGUGGUGCUGCUAGCUUCGCCUGCUGACACAAAGGCAUUGCAGCCUCAGUCCUGGCCCUGCAAACUCAUUAGCUCCAGCAGUACAGGACCCGGCCCCUGGCUGUACAGCUCCUUCCUUCACCUGCCGCUGAGGCCUGCUGUCCAUCACAAGUGUCGAGACUGCCCUGAAAUUCUGUUCCCGUUUGGGUCUUCUUCCAGUUCCCAGUGAAGCACUUGAAUCGGAGGACAUUGGGAUGCAGUGCUGCAAAUUAAUGUGAAAAUGGGGCUGACCACAAUGAGUUAAACAAGUGAGAUAUCUAGAGGGACCCAUCUGUGCUUGAGUUCGAUGUCCCUCAGCAAAGGGGCGAUGACACGUCUGUAGCUGCCAUGAUGCUCCUUAGAGCGUCGCCAAGAACCAAGGUCCCAUCCACCUGUUCUUGCUCUAAGCCAGAAAUAAGGCAAGGUGUGACUGCCGGCAGAGUUGUCGGGAGCAUUGUGGCAGUGGUGCAGAUGCACCCUUACCAUGUCACGGCCCAUUGCAGAUCCAGUCCAGAUCAAUAUUUUGGUACGCCAGUCCUCUCACGCUGCUCCGAUGGCAGCAGACUACAACGGUGUAGUUGACCACGGAUGCUGCGUUCGGUACAAUCAUCUUUCCAGCCUGCUGUGGAGAAGUCUGCUCUUAAAAGACACCAUCGUGCUCUGUAUUUUUGCCAAAUUCAGAGAAAAAAAUGUUGUGAAGCACCUAAGUCCCGGGUUCCAAAAUGCCUCAGUCACUGCAGCUUCUCAGACUCGUUGCAAGUCAUUUGGACAUGAACUUUUGGGUGACUUACAUGCUUCUGAAAAUUAGUCUAGGGUAGCAUUUUAAAAAAGGCCUAAAUCCUAUGUCCUAGGUUAACUUUGGUGUCAAACCGACGCAUCUCUCGUACUAUGCAGUUUUAGUGGCCAGGUGGGUGAGAGCCAGAACUGUACUUUAAGCGUUUCCAUGUGAAAGCUGUUUUUGCCGACACUGCACACCCAUCCUUAGCUCACGGCCGCUUUGCCGUUUCACACAGGGAAGGUUGUUUCACGUUAGCAAAGCAAAAAAGCAUCACCAGCAAACGGCACUCUGAGGGUCUUUUGGGGGUGUGAAACAUUGGGUUCACACUUAUCCUGGUAUUGGAGAAAACUCUCCUGGCUCAGAGAGUUGGACUCUCCCUUAGCUGCUCCAUGCUGUCAUUUGCUGACUACAGAUCUUCAGCUGUGCGUUUUGCACAGGCAUGUCUCUCGAUGUUGUGGUUGCCAUAGUUUUUUGCAUUGAGUGACUUAAUUGAACUGUUGUUUCUGUGACGUGUUUCUGAAGUCAGUGCUGACCAGUUCAGUCCACUACACUGUGAAUUCCCUGGCGCACAUACCCGCCGUCUCCCACCCCAGUGAAGACAUUUCCAUUUCACUUUAUCUGGGCUUGAGGGUAGAUCAGAAAUAUCAGCACGGUUACAUGCCUAAUGUUCAGGUACCGUGGGUGCAUUUCUAGGUCCCAACACGCGUCGUAGAUUUUUAUCAUCUUACUAUGUUUGUUCGCACCUAGGUGAAAAAUGGAUUGGAGGGAUUAGGGGAUGGCGGUGGGCACAAAGGAGACAGCUUGCCAGGUACUUGACGUCUGCCAGAGUUUCUUCAGAGCCUGUUAGCCCAUGUGAAAUGGCUCAUACUGAAGGUAUUUAUGUUGUCAGUACGUCCACCAGCUCCCCCAGAGUCCAAGUAUUGUGCUUGAGGCUUGAACGCAGCACAACAGCUGGGAUACAAUGGGAGCCAUGAGAGUUGGUUGCACAGUUGUUCAAGUUUUGCAAAUCACUGACACAUUCCUUCUUUGCUACGGGGAGGUCUUUCUUCAGACAGCUCCCUUUCCCAUGCGACACAGACGAGCCCUAUCAUCUUUUGCCCAAGCCUGUGGCAUUGGAGAACAGAUUCUAGCCUUUUUUGCAUUAUGUUUAAUGCGUCUCUUCCCAUAUCCUGUUUCUCUAUUUUGUUUCUGCCCUCUUCACCCAAAUAACCCUCAAGGGUCCUUAAAUAGUGCCAUGCUCGAAGAACAAGUGGGCUAGGACUGCCCUGUUUUCAGCGGGUCUGCUUGAGAUGGUACACUGUGGGGAUGCGCACACCCCAUCCUCCGCAUUGCUAGGGCAGAGACCAUCCGCUAGGGAGUAAGAGCGCGUUGCAGUGUAGCGCGAUACGUUGCAGCACAGCGGACGACAUCCCACUGCAGAGUUUGUUCCCAACCGUGCUGUUGGCUGACUGACCCGCUGUCGCUCUUAUGAGACGAGGAGCUUAGACCUGAAGCCCCAAGGAUUUCUAAGACACGAGUGAAUAUAGUGUUUCCUUCCUGUUUUCUUCUUGGGUGCCUGCCAAAUUCGACUGCUCCUUCUCCUUGUACUUCUCCCAUUGACUGCUCUUCCCAGGUGGUGAUUUGAACUCAACCGUCUGGUUGCCCAUGGCUGUGCCACCACUUCCACAACAUUGCUCAUCAAGCUUGAAACCCCAUUGCUGCUUAGUGCGAUGCUAUACUGUCAGGAUUAGAGAGGUAGCUAGUUCGUUUCCUUUCGUUUUCUUUUUAAAGCCAUUUUAUGCAUAGAGGGCCCUAGCAUGCCAUUCCAGAGUUGUUGCAGCCAAAAGAUGCAAUGCCUGCCGGCUGCAUUAGACUUGUUGCAUGAGAAGUUAGCUGUUUCCUUUCCCUCCCGUGUAUUGUAACUGUUCUUUUCCAAUUGAGUGCCUUAAUAAUAGUUUACAUAUACCGUAUCUUUCUGCCGAGCUGUCAGACUCUGCUGCUUCGCUGUUGUUCUGGUGCUGUGGUGUCUUUAGUGGCAGUCAGACCGUGACUACUUGCGUGUACCUUCCCUGUGUGACGCCUGUCACCCCUGAGCUCAGAGCCACUAACGGAUUCGCCUUCCCUAUAGCGGGGCGUACGAGCAGACAGAUCCCAGUCCCUGUUGCCCCAUCCUUGUUUUGAUGUAUCUAUGCAUAGCUGCCGAAAGCACAGGCCGGGGUGUGGGGCUUGACGAGACGUUCCAAAGACGGAAGGCCAUCGUUCCUCGGGGGCGCGUUGCGAAUGCCAUCGCAGCCAAGGCGCGCCCCAACGUCAGAUCCGAAAUGCACAAACUGGCACCUUAUUUCCAGCCUAUGCUUCUUUUCUUUUCUUUCUUUUUUUUUGGUCGUCGUCAUCAUUCCGUGUUUUAGAGAGCGCCUCAUCUUGGCCUCGCGCGUUCUUUAAUUCAAUGAUGUCUCCGUUCCCAUUCCAAAUGUCGGCCUGUUCUCCUCGCCCAAGGGUGGACUCGGCUCCCCGGCUAGUGCCCUCAUUAGGCAAACUCCAGACGUGAAAGGGCAGACGACUGCCGUGUCGCUGUUUCAGUGCAUUGCUGUACUCUGACGGUAUCCACGUUCCUUUUGUUCUGGUGUAUUUCUUAAGUCUGGUUUUUAUAUAUUUAAAUAUGCAGUAUCUUUUGUACUGUACCUUUGCAGUAGGGGAUGCAUAAUGCACUUUUUUUUUUACUUUGGUUUGUAAAAGUGUACUGUAUAUUUUAUGUGCUUCUUGUG